Molecule: messenger RNA, 5192 nt
Organism: Lytechinus pictus (painted urchin)
Lineage: Eukaryota; Metazoa; Echinodermata; Echinoidea; Temnopleuroida; Toxopneustidae
Exons: 1
Coding region: 243-4286 (1347 amino acids)
Biological process (GO): DNA integration
Molecular function (GO): nucleic acid binding; zinc ion binding
Source: RefSeq, a predicted model, not a curated record
GUGUCUUGAGAUAAGACUAUGGAUUAUGGUAUUAGGCUGGAAAGAGGCUGGCAAAUAUGGACGUCGUGGGGUAGUCAUCACAGUUGUGAACGAUCUAAUAUCUGGCAAAUAUCUUUUUGAAUAAAGACAUGAGAACCCACAAACAUUGGACUCGAUCCUGAUUACUUGUUGUAUGGAGUGUCAACGCUACAUUUGGCGACGAGAUAGUGGAAGCCAGGUCAGAAAAGACGUCGAUUGUGAGUAUGGCUCAUGAAAUUGCUCCAGUGUCGCAAUUCGACCCGCAUGGGACGGCAGCGAGUACGCAGUGGCGUAAAUGGAUCCGUGGGUUUGAGCUGUACGUUGCGGGGAAAGGAAUUACUGAUGUGGGGCAAAAAAGGGCUCUGUUGUUGCACAGUGCAGGGCCAGCAGUGCAAGACAUUUUCUUCACGCUAGAACUACAACAGGGAGCUGAUGAGUAUGAGCAAACAAAGAAAACGCUUGAUAAUCAUUUUAAGAGACAGGUGAAUGUGCCUUAUGAGAGAUAUUGCUUUCGGCAACUGAAGCAAGAUGCCAAUGAAACUGUAGAUGAGUUUGUUGUGAGGUUGAGGCAGCAGGCAAUGUUGUGCGAGUUCCAUGAUUCGGACGAACAAAUCAGGGAUCAAGUGGUGGAAAAAUGCAGUUCACAUAAACUCAGAACAAAAUUAUUGGAGAGAGGUGCUGGUUUAUCUCUACGAGAGUUAAGAGUGAUUGCAUCUACAUUUGAAGCAACCCAGACGCAAAGCCAACACAUGAUGGAUCGCAGUACCAGUAGAGCAUCAGCUGAGGUCCGGGCUGUUCAGGCUGGAGGUCUAGGUCGGGCGCGACAUGCUGCAAGUGAUCGUCCAUCGAGUAAGACGGGGAAGUCAUGUUACCGAUGCGGGAAAACAGGACACUUCGCGAAAGACGACAAUUGCCCAGCGAGGAAACAGCAAUGCAAUAAAUGUGGUAAAACUGGACAUUUCGCUAUUUGCUGUAAGUCAGUUGCAGAUACGGAAGCACAAGAUAGAAGGAAGAAUGAUGGGAAAACUGGACAUUUCAAGAAGAAAUCAAAGAAAUCUAAAGGACACAUUCGUAAUGUUGAAAAGAAACAGUGUUCCUGUAAUCAUGGUACAUGUAACAAUACUGGUAGGUCAAGGAAUGAGGAAGAUUCUGAUGAUGUUUAUGCAUUUUAUGUCAAUAGUAUCAAUGCAAGUAAAUGUGCAAAGGUAGAUGUAAACAUAGGAGGUGUUGUGGUCAAGAAUAUGAUUAUUGACAGUGGGACAGAGGUGAAUAUCAUUGAUUCUGGUACAUGGGAGAAUAUGAAAAAAAAUAAUGUUGAAUGUAGAUCGGAAUUAACCUCUCAAAAGUUAUAUGCCUAUGGUUCAGAGGUGCCCUUGAAGUUAAAAGGGAAGUUCGUAGCUAAUGUCGCUGUUACAGGUAUGGAGGUGCAUGACACAAACUUCUAUGUGUUAGAUGGUACAGGUCAUUGUUUGCUUAGCAAGCAAACAGCAGAAAAGCUGGGUAUUCUCAAAUUUCAGAUACCAAGUCAGAAUGUUGGUAUGGUAGAACUUGAUAAUUAUGGUAACCUGUUUGAGGGAAUAGGUAAGUUGAAGGAAUACAAGCUGCACCUACACAUAGAUACAGAAGUAGAACCUGUGACACAGAACAUGUAUCGUAUUCCCUACAGUCUUAGAGACAAAGUGAGUGAGAAGUUAGACGAGUUAGAGUCUCUUGAUAUUAUUGAGAGAGUAGAGAGCCCGAGUGAGUGGGUGAGUCCGGUCAUAGUAGUACCCAAGCCAAAUGGAGAUAUUCGUCUCUGCGUGGAUAUGCGGCAGGCGAAUCGCGCAAUCCAGAGGGAACGUCACCCGAUUCCUACAGUAGAUGAGGUUCUUUAUCAGAUGAAUGGUAGUACAGUCUUUUCGAAGUUAGAUCUGAAAUAUGGGUAUCACCAGAUAGAGCUUGAUAGUCAGUCACGUGAGAUAACUACAUUUGUCACACAUAAAGGGCUAUAUAGAUACAAGAGGUUGAUGUUUGGCAUCAAUGCUGCUCCUGAGAAGUAUCAGAAUGUUAUGAGUCAUGUGCUGAGCGGUUGUGAUGGCGUGGCCAAUAUCUCAGAUGAUAUAGUCGUGUAUGGUCGCACCAGAGAAGAGCAUGAUUUGAGGCUUCAUCAGGUAUUGUCACGGCUGAGAGAGAAGAAUUUGACCUUGAAUAAGGAAAAGUGUACAUUUGGGUCGGAGAGGAUUACCUUCAUGGGUCACACUCUGAGUGCUAAGGGAGUCCAGCCAACCCAUGACAGAGUUGACGCAUUGAGGAAUGCCGGAAAGCCGAAGACGUCUGCUGAGGUUCGAAGUUUUCUUGGGCUAGUGAACUUUUCUGCUAGAUACAUUGCUAACUUGGCAACAAUUGCUGAACCUUUGCGCAGAUUAGUCAGGAAGAAUGAGCCUUUUGUUUGGGGACCAGAACAAGAUGAGAGCUUCACUCAGUUGACCAUGGCCUUGACUGAGGGAGAGGCAUUAGGCUAUUUCCGACUUGAUGCGGACAAUACUCAGUUGGUGACGGAUGCCAGUAACGUUGGUCUUGGGGCCGUGUUGUUGCAAACCUAUCAAAAUGAAACUCGAGUCAUCAGUUACGCAAGUAGAUCCCUCACGGAUGCUGAGAAACGGUAUUCUACUACCGAGAAGGAGGCUCUUGGAGUUGUCUGGGCAUGCCAGAAAUUUCAUAACUACCUGUAUGGAGUACACUUUGAGCUGUUAACGGAUCACAAACCUUUGGAAGUUCUGUAUGGACCGAAGUCUCGACCUAACGCUAGGAUUGAACGUUGGGUUACGAAGUUGAUGUCUUACACGUUCUCUGUGAAGUAUUUGCCUGGUAGACAGAAUAUUGCUGACAUUUUGUCGCGGCAACCUGUGAUGUCACAGGGUGACGAAUCUAGAAUUUCUAGUCUUCAAAGAGAUGCAGACAUGUACGUCAGAUGGCUGGCAGAGGAAGCUACACCCAAUGCUUUGUCAACUCGGGAAGUUGAAGAAGCCUCCAAGGACGAUGAGGAACUGAAGUUGGUCCGAGAAAGCUUGGAGAACAAUGAGUGGGGAAAAGAAGUGGUUCCAUUUGCUGCGUUCAGGAAUGAAUUCAGUUGCAUAGGAUACCUCUUGCUCAGAGGAACCAGGAUUGUCAUUCCGAAGAAGUUACGUAAGCAGUGCGUAGCUUUAGCACACCAAGGUCACUUAGGCGUGGUAGGGACGAAGCAAAGGCUUCGUACAAAGGUUUGGUGGCCACAGAUGGAGAAGGAAGUAGAACGCUAUGUCAAGGCAUGCCAUGGAUGCCAAAUAACAGCAGCGAUGCCUUCUCCAGAGCCACUUUGCCCUACGCCAUUGCCAACGGGACCUUGGCAAGCUGUUGCUAUUGAUCUGUUGGGUCCGUUGCCAUCGAAGGAUUAUAUCUUUGUUGUGGUGGACUAUUAUAGUCGCUAUUAUGAGAUUGAUAUCAUGAAAGAUACCUCAAGUGAUAGGAUCAUUGAGUCGUUAGAGAAGAUGUUCUUACAGCAUGGUCUCCCUAUCAGUAUCACUUCUGACAAUGGACCUCAGUUCAUUUCCCAGAAGUUCGAAGAAUUUCUCUGCAAGAAUGGAGUAGAGCAUAGGAAGGUUACGCCUCUACAUCCAGCAGCUAACGGAGAAGUUGAGAGGCAGAAUAGGUCAAUCAUGAAGAGAGUUCGCAUUGCACAAGCUGAGAAAAAGGACUGGAAAAGAGAGGUCAGACAGUACAUGUUCGCGUACCGCACUACACCACAUAGUGUAACUGGAGUUACACCAGCGGAAAUGAUGUUUCAGCGUAAAUUGAGAACCAGACUACCUGAAAUGGAAGAGAAAGUGAGGUUGGAUGAAGAAGUCAGAGACAGGGAUGCAACAGGAAAGCAAAGGAAUAAAGUGUACAUUGACCAGAAGAGAGGUGCAAAAGAGAGAGAAUUUCAUGUGGGAGAAGAAGUGUUGUUGAAACAGACAAAGAUUGACAAAACUAGUACACCAUUCCACACAGAACCGUACAAACUGAUAGAGAAAAGUGGGAACAGUGUAGUGGUAGAAUCCUCAGAGGGGGUAAGGUACAAAAGGAACAGCACGCACAUUCAAAAAUACAACAGACCUGAUUCAGAGAAAGAUGAACAUGAAGACAACUCAAAAACACCAACAGAAAUGACACAAGACAAAGAAGUAGGUAAUGCUUCUGUAGCUAUCAGUAGGCCAGUGCGAGAGAAAAGGUGCCCCAAAAGGCUAGAUGAUUUUGUGUUAUACCGUUAAUGUCUUUAAUGCAGAUUCAUGCAUUGUCAUGAUUUGUUUAGCUUUAUAGUUGUCAAUUCAAGCAAAAGAAAUCAAACAAAGGAGAAAUUGCAAAUUUUGAAGAGUUGAAGUUUGGGUAUGUAUCUUCAUCACCUGUGUACAAUUAUGUAUGGUUAUGUAAUGUUAUACUGCUAAGUAACAGUUUGACAUAAAAAGGUUUUAUUAUGUUAUAAUAGAUACAUACAAUCUUCUGUUGAAAGAAACAUGAAGUUGAAGCAUAAAUGUUUCAGUCAUUUAAGUGUUAAUUGAGUUAUAAAUGGGUAUAUGUAUGAGUUUCUAAACAAAACUCACGAGCAAAAACAGUAUUUUCAAUGAUUACUCGAAAAAACCUGGAAGUUUUUACACAUUUACAUUAAGGUGAAAGUAAAUUAGUACUGGAUAUUACUAUUCAUUCACUAUUACAUUCUUCAAACAAAAGCAGUAAAUUCGUUUCAUUCAAAACAUAUUCCUAGACUCUUGUACUAUGUUUUGGUAUUGGUCGCAGUUGCAAACAGGUUUCUAAUGACAGAGGCCUUGGAUAUUAUUUUGUAUAUAGAUGUACAUAAACUGAUAUGUAGUUGAUAACACUUUGCUUACAAACAGGUGUUUAGUUAGUUCAAAGUUAAAAUAGUGUUUGUCUUUAAAAAAAAAAAUGUAUAUACAGUUGGGUUGGAAUACUAUAUGACAUUGUGAACAACUUCAAAAUAAGUUUUCACUUCGUGGAUGUUUAGAUCUUAGAAAGGGAGGAGAUGUAGUGUCUUGAGAUAAGACUAUGGAUUAUGGUAUUAGGCUGGAAAGAGGCUGGCAAAUAUGGACGUCGUGGGGUAGUCAUCACAGUUGUGAACGAUCUAAUAUCUGGCAAAUAUCUUUUUGAAUAAAGACAUGAGA